Molecule: messenger RNA, 3474 nt
Organism: Pygoscelis adeliae (Adelie penguin)
Lineage: Eukaryota; Metazoa; Chordata; Aves; Sphenisciformes; Spheniscidae
Gene: ADCY8
Product: adenylate cyclase 8 (brain)
Exons: 19
Biological process (GO): cAMP biosynthetic process; intracellular signal transduction; adenylate cyclase-activating G protein-coupled receptor signaling pathway
Cellular component (GO): plasma membrane
Molecular function (GO): adenylate cyclase activity
Source: RefSeq, a predicted model, not a curated record
AUGCCCGACUUCAGCAUCGGCCCUGGCGAGCGCCACAACAACGGAGGCACCAAAGUCUUCCCGGAGCGCACGAGCAGCAGCGGGGACCUGGGCUUUCUGCCCCUGGACUGUGCCCCCAGCAACUCCGACUUCUUCCUCAACUGGGGCUAUACCUAUCGCGGGGUGAUCUUCCCCACUCUCCGCAACUCCUUCAAGUCUCGGGACCUGGAGCGCCUUUACCAGCGCUACUUCUUGGGCCAGCGGCGCAAAUCUGAGGUGGUCAUGAACAUCCUGGACGUGCUGACCAAGCUGACCCUUCUGUUCCUCCACUUGACCCUGGCCUCUGCUCCCAUGGACCCUAUUAAGGGCAUCCUCUUGGGCUUCUUCACCGGCAUCGAGGUGGUGAUCUGUGCCUUAGUGGUGGUCAGGAAGGACACGACCUCGUACACCUACCUGCAGUACAGCGGUGUGGUCACUUGGGUGGCCAUGGCCACGCAGAUCCUGGCAGCCGGCCUGGGCUGUGGCCUCCUUGGGGACGGCAUUGGCUAUGUGCUCUUCACGCUUUUUGCAACCUACAGCAUGCUCCCGCUGCCACUCACCUGGGCCAUCCUGGCUGGGCUGGUCACCUCUGUCCUGCAGCUCGUCAUGCAGCUGGUUAUCCCCAGGUUGGCCGUGACUUCCCUCAACCAGAUAGCGGCUCAGGCAGUGUUAUUUAUGUGUAUGAACACCGCAGGAAUCUUCAUUAGCUACCUAUCAGACAGAGCACAACGUCAAGCCUUCCUGGAGACCAGAAGAUGUGUAGAAGCCAGACUGAGACUAGAGACAGAAAAUCAGCGACAGGAACGGCUGGUGCUCUCUGUCUUACCACGGUUUGUAGUCCUGGAAAUGAUAAAUGAUAUGACCAAUGUAGAAGAUGAACAUUUGCAACACCAGUUUCAUAAGAUCUACAUUCAUCGUUAUGAGAAUGUCAGCAUUCUUUUUGCAGAUGUUAAAGGAUUCACCAACCUCUCCACAACUCUGUCAGCCCAGGAGUUGGUCCGAAUGCUGAAUGAACUCUUUGCCAGAUUUGAUCGACUAGCACAUGAACAUCAUUGUCUCAGAAUAAAGAUCCUGGGGGACUGUUACUACUGUGUGUCGGGGCUCCCAGAACCUCGCCAGGACCAUGCACACUGCUGUGUUGAAAUGGGGCUCAGCAUGAUCAAAACUAUCAGAUAUGUUAGAUCAAGAACGAAGCAUGACAUUGACAUGAGAAUAGGGAUACAUUCGGGAUCGGUUCUGUGUGGAGUGCUGGGCCUGCGAAAGUGGCAGUUUGAUGUCUGGUCAUGGGACGUGGAUAUCGCAAACAAACUCGAGUCAGGUGGAAUUCCUGGGAGAAUUCACAUCUCCAAAGCCACUCUGGACUGCCUGAAUGGGGAUUAUAAAGUUGAAGAAGGGCAUGGCAAAGAGCGUAAUGAAUUCUUGAGGAAACAUAACAUUGAGACUUAUUUAAUUAAACAACCUGAGGAGAGUCUAUUGGCUUUGCCUGAAGAUAUUGUGAAAGAGGCUGUUAGCUCCUCCGACAGGAGAAACAGCGGAGCAACGUUUACCGAAGGAUCCUGGAGCCCUGAACUUCCAUUUGAUAACAUAGUGGGAAAACAGAACACUCUGGCUGCCCUAACAAGAAAUUCAAUAAAUCUGCUUCCAAACCAUCUUGCACAAGCUUUGCAUGUCCAGUCUGGGCCUGAGGAAAUUAACAAGCGAAUAGAGCACACCAUCGACUUACGGAGUGGCGAUAAAUUGAGAAGAGAGCAUAUCAAGCCUUUUUCACUGAUGUUUAAAGACUCCAGCCUGGAGCAUAAGUAUUCUCAAAUGCGGGACGAAGUAUUCAAAUCAAACUUGGUGUGCGCAUUUAUUGUUCUUGUAUUUAUCACCGCUAUCCAAAGCUUACUUCCUUCUUCCAGGGUGAUACCAAUGGUCAUUCAGUUUUCUAUUCUGAUUAUGCUGCACUCCGCUCUUGUGCUAAUCACUACGGCAGAGGAUUACAAAUGUUUACCCUUAAUGCUCCGGAAAACUUGCUGCUGGAUUAAUGAGACCUACCUGGCCAGGAAUGUCAUUAUAUUUGCAUCCAUUCUGAUUAAUUUUCUUGGAGCCAUCAUCAAUAUUCUAUGGUGUGAUUUUGAUAAACCAGUCACCCUGAAGAACCAGACAUUCAAUUCAUCCGCAUCGUUUACGGACAUCUGUUCCUAUCCUGAGUAUUUUGUCUUCACUGGUGUGCUGGCAAUGGUGACUUGUGCGGUCUUUCUUCGUCUCAACUCUGUCCUGAAGCUGGCAGUACUUCUCAUCAUGAUUGCGAUCUAUUCUCUGCUGACUGAGACCAUUUAUGCUUCCCUUUUUCUGCAAUAUGACAACUUUAACCACAAUGGAGAGUAAGUCACAGACUUCCUGGGUACAAAGGAGGCAUCUUUACUACUGAUGGCAAUGUUCCUUUUAGCCGUAUUUUAUCACGGUCAACAGCUUGAAUACACAGCAAGGCUGGAUUUUCUGUGGCGUGUUCAAGCAAAAGAAGAAAUCAAUGAAAUGAAGGAGUUAAGGGAGCACAAUGAAAAUAUGCUGCGGAAUAUUUUACCCAGUCAUGUUGCCCGUCACUUCCUGGAGAAGGAUCGGGAUAAUGAAGAAUUAUACUCUCAGUCCUAUGAUGCUGUUGGUGUGAUGUUUGCUUCUAUUCCUGGAUUUGCUGACUUCUAUUCCCAGACCGAGAUGAAUAACCAAGGAGUAGAAUGUCUGCGCUUGCUAAAUGAAAUCAUUGCAGACUUUGAUGAGUUACUAGGUGAAGAGAGAUUUCAAGACAUUGAAAAAAUUAAAACCAUUGGCAGCACGUACAUGGCUGUGUCAGGAUUAUCACCUGAAAAACAGCAAUGUGAAGACAAAUGGGGGCAUUUGUGUGCUCUGGCUGACUUCUCCAUAGCUCUGAAUGAAAGCAUACAGGAGAUCAACAAGCAUUCAUUUAACAACUUUGAACUCCGUAUUGGGAUUAGCCAUGGCUCUGUGGUAGCGGGAGUUAUCGGUGCUAAGAAACCCCAAUAUGAUAUCUGGGGCAAAACGGUUAAUUUAGCAAGUCGAAUGGACAGCACAGGUGUUAGUGACAGAAUACAAGUGCCUGAAGAAACGUACCUGAUCCUGAAGGACCGAGGAUUUGCCUUCGACUACCGAGGAGAGAUUUAUGUCAAAGGUAUCAGUGAACAGGAAGGAAAAAUCAAAACAUAUUUUCUUCUAGGAAGAGUUCAACCAAAUCCUUUAAUCUUACAACCAAGAAAACUGACUGGACAGUAUUCAUUAGCAGCUGUUGUAUUAGGACUUGUACAGUCUCUUAACAGGCAAAAACAGAAGCAAAUCCUUAAUGAGAACAAUAACUCUGGAAUCAUAAAAGGACACUACAACCGGAGGACUUUGCUGACUCCCGGUGGAUCUGAGGCAGCAGCCCAGGCAGAGGGGGCUGACAAAACUGAAUUGCCAUAA